AUGGUGAAGCCAUGGAUGAAAUCGAUGAGUAAGGUCAAGAGAGACACUUUUUACUCAGAAUCGACUCGAUUUCGUACUCAAACAUCAAAGACGUUAAACAAUGAAACAAGUUUAUUGAAAUCACUACAAAAGUGGAUUGUACAGCGUAUUCAAAAUCGCUCAAACACUGCAAUAAAACACAUCUUGACAACAUCAAAUGCGAUAUCUUCACACAUAACUUCAUUCAUUGAAAGUGAUCAUAUCAUUACUCAUCACGUUUCACCUAAUGCUAAGCAUCAAGAACUUCGUGACAGCGAAAAUGAAAGUGUGAAAAGUGAGGUUGAAAUUGGUGACAAGAUUGGGAAAGUCAAGAAGAAGAAAUUGAAAAAGGGGGAGCGAUUAACCGUUGAGUUUGACCAAAGUAUGGUGGAGGUAGUGGACCAUGGAGUGAAGCAUCGCAUCGAUUACAUAAGACCUAAGGAUAAAAAGAAUGUUCAAUCAGAUCACGACCGUCCUCCAAUUUUAUUUUCUGACUCAAGUAUGCCAUUCGUGUUGUUGUUAGCUCGUGUUUUUAAAUAUUUGGAUACUUUUGAACCAGCUCGAGUUGUUUCGUAUAUUAACAAGGCAUCUCGAGCUAGUGUUCAAGUUUAUUACGAUCUGUGCUGUCCCCGUUCUCGACAAGGAAGAUACCUCGUCUAUCGCGUUUUACAAAAUCGUGAGAGCUCGUUUUCAAAAAAAAUGAUGGAAUUUCUAUCACUUGCUGAUCGAGUGCGAGUUAGUUCAACUUGCAUCGCAUUCUACGAUGCAUCAAACGCUCUACCUCUUGAGUUUAAUAAUGCGCAGUUGGUACAAAGAUUUCUCGCGUCUUUUAAUUCUCAAACUAAUCGAAUUUACUGGCGUUUUAACAACACACCAGCUUUGUCUUUCUACAAUGCAAAAGCUGAAGAUGUAGUGAAUGUUCUUCAAUUGCUGGAGUGUUCGGGAGAUGUCAAUUUAGAUCAUGUCACGGAAUGUUUUGCUGCCGUACAUUCAAUAUCACUAUGUAAAGUGAGUGGAUUGAGCCAUUCAAAUGGAAUGCACUUUGAACGAUUCAUGCAGACGCUGUUUACAGACCACGUGAGUGCUCGCUUGACCUCUUUAGAACUGACUGAUCUUGUUCUGGAAGAUCUGCAGUUCAAACAUCUCGCUGGACUGUGGCGAAACCCACGAUUCUCGAAUCUCGAGCGUUUGAGUUUGGCUAAAGUUACAUUUAGCAGUCGAUUUGUGACGGAAUGGACCUGGAGCUUUAAACAUGAAAUGUUUACAAAGCUCACAGAGAUAAAUCUUUCCAACACUGAAAUGACCAGUCAAGAUCUCCAGCGAGUUAUUUCGUGUCUAUCGAUGACACCUGCGCUUCAAAUUCUCAAUAUCUCAUACAACUUAUGCACGUUCGCUACGCUGCAGAAGCUACGUCACCAGAUCAAAACACAAGCACUUCAAAAUCUAAAAGAACUUCAUUGUGUAGCUAUUACAGACGAUGACAUGGCUAUUAAAGCAUUGCUCAAGACAUUUCAAAACAAAUCUUCAUUUUGUCCACAUCUUUCCGUUCUAGACGUGAGUGGCAAUCCAUUGAAUACAACCCAAGAAGCUAUUCAACAUCGAUAUGUUACCAUUCCAACUUUACAGUUGAUGGUAACGUAUCUUGAACUACGGACGCUUAAUAUCUCAAGUGCUGAUCUUAUACUUUCUUUUCAAAGAAUUAUGACUGCAUUAAUGCAAGGGCCAGUCUUAAAACUACAACAUUUGGAUAUUUCAAACAAUGGUAUAGAAUCGUCAAUUGAGACUUUGAGUCGGGCAAUACUUGCGGGAAAAUUGCUGCAUCUUCAUUCGCUGGCAGCUGCAGACAACGAGUUAAAAGCUUUAGAAUUUGAGGCACUGAGCUUUGCAUUAGCUUCGAAAUGUUGUCCACGAUUACAACAUCUUGAUCUUUCGGGAAAUUUUGCACGUGGAGAAGGCAUUGCACGUUUCUGUGUCUUCUUACGUUCACCAUCAGCUCAAACUCUUUGGUCACUCGAUCUUAGCAACAAUGAAAUUCCUCAUCGUGGAUUGCUUCGGAUCGCUGAGGAGCUAGCACAUGGACAUUGUAAACAGCUACAUGAACUCAAUUUAUCUCGCAAUCCGGAGUUCAAAGCAAUCAUUUCGUUUUUGGAUCUCAUUCGAAGCAAUACUUUACCUUCGUUAACCAGUUUACAAGUGGGUUAUGCCCAAAGUCGCUUAGACGGUUGGACGCUUGUCAAAAAUACCAGAAAGCAGUGCAGUGUUCAAGAGCUAAGAAAACUAAAGCAGUAUCGAUUCGAAAAAAGGUUAAGCAUCAUGGAGCUUGAAAAUGAUGCAAAGGCAGAACGAGCUCAAAUCCGAUGCUACCAACAAGUUCAACGACUUCGACAGGCUUAUAAUCACCGUGAAGACGAGGCUGAACGAGCCUUAACUCGUCACAAGCAAGUUCUUAAGCAAUCAAACAUCAAAAGCAACGACUAG
This is a messenger RNA of Plasmopara halstedii, 2496 nucleotides long. RefSeq names its product Leucine-rich repeat. Gene Ontology annotation, molecular function: GTPase activator activity; small GTPase binding. The coding region runs from base 1 to 2496 and encodes 831 amino acids. The transcript has 8 exons. The record is from RefSeq and is a predicted model, not a curated record. Gene Ontology annotation, cellular component: nucleus; perinuclear region of cytoplasm; cytosol. NCBI's taxonomy places the organism in Eukaryota, Oomycota, Peronosporomycetes, Peronosporales, Peronosporaceae. Gene Ontology annotation, biological process: nucleocytoplasmic transport; activation of GTPase activity.